Molecule: messenger RNA, 1870 nt
Organism: Seriola aureovittata
Lineage: Eukaryota; Metazoa; Chordata; Actinopteri; Carangiformes; Carangidae
Product: immunoglobulin superfamily member 6
Exons: 6
Coding region: 20-757 (245 amino acids)
Source: RefSeq, a predicted model, not a curated record
CGGCCAUUUCGAUACCAUCAUGCCAGGAAUCAUGAGAUCAUUCACAAGCUGUCAAGCUACAGACAUGGACUGGUUGUUUUGGUUUUCUCUCCUGCUCACCCACCUGCUAGUAACAGAGAGCAUGGGAAUAGCAGAAGGCUGCUUAACACAGCCAGUGAAGGAGAUCUGGAAGAAAGCUGGACAAGAUGCUUGUGUGCCUUGUAAUGUCAGUUUACACUGCUCAGCCACAGGCUUGCAUUAUGAGUGGUUCGUUUUCAAAGAAACCUCCCAUCUUCAUCUCAACCUGCGGAAUACUGACAAAUAUUCCCUGGACGGAGCAUUUUUAAACAUCAGGUUACUCAAUGCUAAUGACAGUGGGAUCUACCACUGUGCUGCAGUAUGGCCUGGACAACCAGCAAACGGCACACAGCAUGUAGGGGUGGGCACAACUCUUAUAGUGAAAGGAGAAAUUAAAACAACGGCAAGGCACAUUCUUCUGUUGUUAUCAUUUGUCCUCUUGGUCAUCUACAGCAUGGCAGUAGUGGCACUUAUCAUUUUAAAGUAUGGCUGCAAUAUGAGCUUCCGCAAAAGGAUGUGCAAAACUGGCAAGAUUAAUCACGGAAGUAAAAAAACACAAUUUCGAGAUGUGCUGCGAGAAAUGAACAACAGAAGGAAUCAGGAGAGAGACAAACAAACUGCAGUCAGAAACCAUUCUCAAGUGGAGGCUUCAAGUCCUGAAGUGAACAGCUCAACUGAUGACAUCUAUCAAAAUGUCUAAGUGUCGGAAAAGGAUAUUAAAUGAUAGAGCCGGGCCUCCAUUGUCUGGAUUGAGAGGAAAUUCCAAAGCCAUGAAACACCUGACAAAAGGACACUCGUGACUGUGGAAAUGAACAUAAACGCAGAGGAUGCUAGUCAGUUGUGUGCUUGCUCACCUUUUCUCAUGAAGUGAGAUAUAAAUACCAGAACAUAGGUGCUGAGUCACUAUUCCUUCUCUUUUUCAGCUUCAGCAGUGAUCUUAUGGCAUUUGUAAGCCUACCUACAUUCUGUUGAUUCAGAAACCAGGUCAGUGUAUACCUGGAAAAAUGAGAACAUCCAAUUCGUGAUGUAGCUGAGUCACAUUUAAUUUAAACGCAGUAUUUUGCAGAUUUUAAUGCAGAAACCUCCUCCAUAUAUUUAGGAUAAUAAGCCCUUUGAUAGAAAAACAAUAUUUAUGAAUGGUGCUUUCAGGAAUAGAGAGUAAAAAGUAGCCAGCGUAAUUUAAAUUUUCAGUAUACACAGAUCAUGUUGGCAUCACGUCGUUGUCAGGACAAACUUCACCAGCAGGGAUUACAGUAUGCUUCGCUUUGAGGGUUCAAGCUGCCGUUUAAAAAUAGCACUUUACAUCAAAAUGAUUUAAAUUAAUCCACUCCUUGACACAUAAGGAAAUGGCAAACUUGCAAACAUGUAAAAAUAUAAGUCAUAUUCAGGUUGUAGUUGUGUAGAAAUACAUUUAAUCAAAAAAAAAAAAAGAUUCAAGAUGUAAUUUGACUAUAGAAAGUUGAUCAUGACAAAAAAGGCACAUUGAAGAUUACUGUAUAUUUAAUGCAGCCAAUAAUACACUAUAUUGAAGGAAAGGGGAAAGGAAAAGGUAUCAUUUUUGCUGUUAUAUUGGUUCUUACUCUAAAAGAAUCACUUGUCAACUUCUGAUAUGUUUUUGAGGCAUCAUCCUGAGACAUUCUGCUCGGUGACUGUCAUCUGUUUUUGUCUAUUGCAAAUGCCCACAGAAAGAAUGCAGAUCCCUCCAGCUAAUAUUAGAAUUUAGUUAUAUGUUACUCAAAAGGACAACAUAAAUGCUGAUAUGUACAUAUACUCUUUUGUUUUUUCACAAAUUAAAAGCUGUGAUUUGAACCUC